Molecule: messenger RNA, 1038 nt
Organism: Ictidomys tridecemlineatus (thirteen-lined ground squirrel)
Lineage: Eukaryota; Metazoa; Chordata; Mammalia; Rodentia; Sciuridae
Source: RefSeq, a predicted model, not a curated record
AUGUUUUUCCCUUCCAAUGUUUCAUUUAUCCCAUUUUAUCUACUUUUUUUUGCCACAGGGUUUGAAGAGCCUGUCUCCUACCAUGUUAUCAGGACAUCAACAUUUCAAAACCAUACCUGGGUACAUCUGGCCUCAGGCUGGUUGGGGGAGCUGCAGACUCACAGAUGGAACAGCAGCUCUGGUACCUUCAUUUACCUGUAUCCCUGGUCCAGGGGCAACUUCAGUAACAGGGAGUUGGUGGAUCUGGAAAGGUUUUUCCAGGUACACAUCAUUGGAGUUCAGGAAUUUUUCAUGGAUCACUUGAUGUCUGAAUAUCCCUUUGUUCUACAGCUGGCAACAGACUGUGAACUGUACUCUGGGAAGGGCUUCCUAGGCUUUGUGUGGGUAGCUAUCCAAGGACAUGAUUUCCUGAGCUUCCAGAAUAAAACAUGGUCACCAUCUCCAGAGGGUGGAAGAAAGGCCAAGAAAGCCUGUGAAAUACUCAAUCUGAACCAAGCCUACACAAAUAGGAUACAUUGGCUCCUCAGUGACACCUGCCCACGUUUAAUCUUGGAUCUUCUAGAUGGAGGGAAAGCUCUUCUCCAGCGACAAGUGAAGCCCAGUGCCUGGCUGUCUAGUGGUCCCAGUCCUGGGCCUGGCCAUCUGCUGCUGGUGUGCCAUGUGUCUGGCUUCUACCCAAAGCCCGUGUGGGUGAUGUGGAUGUGAGGUGAGCAGGAGCAGCUGGGCACUCAGCAAGGUGACAUCCUGCCCAAUGCUGAUGGGACGUGGCAUCUCCAAGCAACCCUGGAUGUGGUAGCUGGGGAGGCGGCUGGCCUGGCCUGCAGGGUGAAGCACAGCAGCCUAGGGGGGCAGGACCUCGUCCUCUACUGGGGGGCACCUCCUAGUGCCCUGGGCUGGAUCCUCUUUGCUGUGAUAGUGGCCCUGGCUCUUCUGACAGGUCUUGGAUAUUGGUUUAGGAAACACUGGUGGGGCACAGCCUGGAUAGGGGUUGUGGGUUUGGGCAUUGGCAAGUGUAGUGAACUUCGCAUACACAUUUGA